Molecule: messenger RNA, 1718 nt
Organism: Heteronotia binoei (common prickly gecko)
Lineage: Eukaryota; Metazoa; Chordata; Lepidosauria; Squamata; Gekkonidae
Gene: RCBTB2
Product: RCC1 and BTB domain containing protein 2
Exons: 11
Coding region: 12-1595 (527 amino acids)
Molecular function (GO): protein binding
Source: RefSeq, a predicted model, not a curated record
UCAAAAAGAAGAUGUUGGAUGUUGGGAAAUGGCCAGUAUUUGCUCUCCACUCUCAGGAGGAGCUAAAAUUAAUUCACCAGGCCUGUGUAUUUGGUAGCGCUGGCAAUGAAGUGCUGUACGUCACUGAAAAUGAUGAGGUUUUCGCCCUUGGCACAAACUGUAGCGGCUGUUUGGGAAUAGGAGAUACGCAAAGCACCAUCCAACCACGACGAAUAGAUGUGUUAUGCGGCAAGAAGAUAGCUUGCCUGAGCUGUGGGACUGGCCCUCAUGUCGUGGCAGCUACUACUGAUGGGGAACUGUACACGUGGGGUCAUAACGCUUACAGUCAGCUGGGAAAUGGAACCACCAAUCACAGUUUGCUUCCUUGCCAAGUCUCCACCAACUUGGCAAACAAAAAAGUGAUCGAAGUUGCCUGUGGCUCUCAUCAUUCUAUGGUUUUAACGUCAGAUGGAGAGGUCUACGCAUGGGGCUAUAACAACGCCGGGCAAGUUGGAUCUGGCUCAACAGCCAACCAGCCAAUUCCGCGAAGAGUUACCAGCUGUUUACAAAAUAAGAUUGCAGUUAACAUUGCUUGCGGCCAGAUGUGCUCAGUGGCUUUGGUAGAAAAUGGUGAGGUCUACGUCUGGGGUUACAAUGGUAACGGUCAGCUUGGACUUGGCAACAAUGGCAACCAGCCCACACCCUGCAGAAUAGCAGCUCUGCAAGGCAUUCGUGUGCAGAGGGUCGCCUGUGGCUUUGCGCAUACGCUGGUGCUGACAGAGGAAGGUCACCUGUAUGCCUGGGGGGCCAAUUCCUAUGGUCAGCUGGGCACCGGCAACAGAAGUAACCAGUCUUACCCAGCACCAGUCUCCGUGGAUAAGGACAGACUCGUUGAGAUCGCUGCAUGUCACUCGGUUCACACUUCCGCUGCUAAAACUCAGGGUGGCCAAGUGUACAUGUGGGGUCUGUGCCGCGGCCAGUCCGUCACUCUUCCGCACCUCACCCACUUCACUUGCACUGAUGAUGUCUUUGCUUGUUUCGCGACUCCUGCGGUGACGUGGCGCCUCCUCUCCGUAGAGCCUGACAACCAUCUAACAGUAGCUCAAUCCCUGAAGAAGGAGUUUGACAACCCAGACACCGCAGAUCUGAAGUUUCAAGUGGAUGGGAAAUACAUUCAUGUCCAUAAAGUCCUUCUCAAAAUUCGGUGUGAGCAUUUUCGCUCAGUGCUAAAUGACCAUAACGACGAAAUUAUUGAAAUAAGUGAGUUCUCGUAUCCCGUUUACCGAGCGUUUUUGGAGUAUCUGUACACUGACAGCAUCAGUCUUUCUCCUGAGGAUGCGAUAGGGUUGUUAGAUUUAGCAACCUAUUACAGAGAGACUCGACUGAAAAAGCUUUGCCAACAAACCAUCAAGCAGGGGAUCGGUGAGGAGAAUGCCAUUGCUCUUCUUUCAGCCGCAGUGAAAUAUGAAGCUAAGGACUUGGAGGAAUUUUGCUUCCGGUUUUGCAUAAAUCACCUGACCGUGGUUACCCAGACGACAGGCUUUGCAGAAAUGGACCAUGACCUUUUGAAGAACUUCAUUAGCAAAGCCAGCAGGGUGGGAGCGUUUAAAAACUGAAGGACUUUUGCAGGAAAAAGAAAUGCAGACUUUGUUUUCAACACAGGAUGCUCAUGCCUAUAAACCUAAAGUGCCAAGAUCCUGCCGGGAUAGAGACCCCUGUGAUUAAAGUUGAUUAAUGCA